CCCUUGGCCCCGCCUCUACGACGCGUUGUGAGCACAACCAGGCCCGUCUCCAGGUGAUGUUGCAGAAAAGAUGGACUCCAGUCAGAAAGUAGGUUAGAUAUGGCUGGUAGUCUGCCGUUAACCGUUGUGCAGUGUUUAGGAGGUUUGGAGCGGUUUUUUGUUUUUCUGCUGGAAACCAGGAACCAAGGACCUCUAGAAUGAAGCUGCCCAUGGCCACGAGAAUUUGAACAGCAUUUAGGAAUAAAUAAUUCAUUCAGUCAUGGCUGGACUGAUCAAGAAACAGAUCCUCAAACAUCUAUCCAGGUUUGCCAAGAACCUCUCCCCGGACAAGAUCAAUCUGAGCACGCUCAAAGGGGAGGGUCAGCUGACCAACCUGGAGCUAGAUGAGGAGGUGCUGCAGAACAUGCUGGACCUGCCCACCUGGUUGGCCAUUAACAAGGUCGGCUGCAACAAAGCAUCCAUUCGGAUUCCGUGGACCAAGCUGAAGACACACCCCAUCUCCUUGUCGCUCGACAAGGUGGUGAUGGAGAUGAGCACCUGCGACGAGCCCCGCCCACCCAACGGCCCAUCUCCCAUAGCGACGGCCUCGGGUCAAAGCGAGUACGGCUUCGCGGAGAAGGUGGUGGAGGGCAUCUCCCUGUCCAUCAACUCCAUCGUGAUCCGCAUCAGUGCCAAGGCCUUCAACGCCUCCUUCGAGCUCUCGCAGCUGCAGGUGUACAGCGUCAACACCAGCUGGACCACCAGCGACCUCCGCUUCACCCGCAUCCUGGACCCCCAGCGCGGGGAGAUCCUCACCUUUAAGGAGAUCAGCUGGCAGAUGAUCCGCAUCGAGGCCGACGCCAUCCAGAGCGGAGAGCACGAGGUCCUGAGCGCGCCCAUCCGCCUCAUCACCAACCAGUCCCGGAUCCGCAUCACCCUGAAGAGACGGAUGAAGGACUGUAACGUGGUGGCCUCUAAGCUGGUUCUGAUCCUGGAUGACCUGCUCUGGGUUCUGACGGACUCCCAGCUUAAGGCCAUGGUCCAGUACGCCAAGUCCCUGAGUGAGGCCAUGGAGAGGUCUGCCCAGCAGAGGAAGAGCACCGCCUCUGAGACCUCUGAGGGGGCAGUGGCGCCCCCCUCCUCUCAGCAGGUUCGCGCGCAGCAGACGUCCGUGGCGGCCGAUCAGAACGCCACCAUCGCCAAGCUGUUCACCGCCUACGACGUGCGCGAGACCUCGCACCACCUGCAGAUCGCCCACCUGGACCUGCACAUCUGCGAUGACAUCCACGCCAAAGACCGAGUAAUAAACAAGAGGAUCACAGGAGGAGCCAUGCAGCUCUCCUUUAGCUUUAUAACCAUGGACUACUACCCCUUUCACAGAGCAGACUCAGACCGUGACUCUGGUGAGGCCGUGAGCUCACCUGGAGAGGAGGCGCAGAGGGAGGAGCAGGCGGCGGCGGCAGGUGAGAGCUGCCUGCACUGGAUGCACUACAGUGAGGCCACUAAGUCGAGGGAGAGCUGGGCCCGCAGCCUGCUGGACGAGUUCAAGUCCAACGUGGAGAUGCUGAAGAGCGCAGUGAGAGACCAUCAGUCUGGCGGCUCGCCCCCCCAGAGCUCCCCUCAGCACGCCUCUGCGUGUCGUCCCGUAGAGCAGCAGGGUGGAGUAGUGGUUAGGGAACCGGACGGUGGACCUGAGGGUUGUGGGGCCCGGUCGCGGGUUGGGCACUGCUGUUGUUCCCUUGAGCCAGGAAAGAUCUCCACCACCUCCACCAGCACCUUCUCCACCGCCGCUCCGCCCCCCAAGACCCAGCUCAUGUCCAGUUCCAUCGUGCUCAGGAUGGCCGACUUCAGCAUCUACCAGGUCUCCACGGCAGAGCAGCGCCGCUCUAGUCCCAAGGCCAUGAUCUCCUGCAAUAAGAAGUCCCUGUACCUGCCCCAGGAGAUGCCCGCCAUCCACGUGGAGUUCACCGAGUACUACUUCCCCGAUGGCAAGGACUACCCCAUACCCUGUCCCAACCUGUACGUGCAGCUGAACGCUCUGCAGCUGGUGAUGGACCCCCGCAGUCUGAUCUGGCUCAACCAGUUUGUGCUGGACCUGCGGCAGAGCCUGGAGCAGUUCAUGGAGCUCUACAAGCUGGACGACUCCCAGAAGCCCGACGAUCACGUGGACAUCAAGGUGGACGGGCUCAUGCUCAAGCUGGUGGUGCCCACGGACAAGGAGCUGGCGGGCCCCCCAGACGGGCCGCGCUCCGUGUCCAUCCAGACGUCGGAGAUGGUGGCCACCAACACGCGCCACCCGGCGGGCUGCACGCGCUCCAGCCUGGAGGCGCUGCUGCAGGACUUCCAGGAGGAGGCGCUGUUCGCCCGCCGCGACGGGCCCGACGCCUUCCCCGUCCUGCACCCGGUCUUCCAGCGCCACGCCCACGAGCAGGACACCCGCCUCCACGACAUCUACCGGGGGCUGGUCCCGGCGGCGCUGGCGGGCGACGCCCUGAAGCCCCCCGCGGCGGCCGACCUGUGGGCGCUGCACUUCUCGCAGUUCUGGGUGGACUACGAGGGCACCCGCAGCGGGCGGGGCCGGCCCGUGCCCUGCGUCGACUCCUUCCCCCUGUCGGUGUGGACGUGCCAGCCCGCGCGCCACGCCCGGCACCAGGAGCGCCUGCGGGCGGGCGCGGCCGGGCGGGGAGCGGCGGCCGGGGCGGGGGGCGUCCCGCGCAGCGAAUCGGCCGAGGCGGUGGGCCGGCUGCAGAGGAAGAGGCUGCUGAAGGAGUACUACGGCAGCGACCCCCCCGCGGGGCCCAACGGCAUCCGCAAGCCCUGCUCGCUGGACGGCCUGACCCCGCCCCCUGCGGCCCCGCCCCCCGCCGGCCCCGCCACGCCCCCGGCCCCCCGCGAGGCGGACGUGCAGGUGCUGGUGCACGUGCAGAAGCACCUGAGCGUGCAGGUGAGCCACCAGCAGUACGUGUUCCUGCUGCGGCUGCAGCAGUCCAUCCGGAGGCUGCAGCAGACCCUGCAGGAGGACACCGAGCAGGUGGGGGCGCGGAGGCAGGACCGCGAGCGCGACUGCGACGGCGACCGCGCCCGGCCGUUCGGCGUCUGCGUGGGGGUCCUGCUGAAGAGCGCCGAGGUGGCCCUGCUGCUCCGCCCCGUCCCGCAGGGCGACGCCAGCCCCCUGGGCUCGGACCUGUCCCCCUCCGAGAGCGCUGGCACGCUGGGCGCCGGGGGCGACGGGGCGGGGCCAGCGGGCCCCCCCGGCUCCGCGGACGAGCUGCUGUGCGGGGGCGGGGUCCAGGGUCCCGCCCCACUCCGCCCCUCCCCCUCCAUCCCAGACGGGCUCCGCGAGGCCUCUUCGGAGAUGUCGGACGGGGAGGAGAGCCAGGGGGCGGGGCCUGGCAGGAGGUCGUCCUCGGAGGAGAAACAGGACUUUGGGGAGGGGGCGCUGGACUCCCUGAUCAGUGAAGAGCAGAAAGAGCUUCCCCAGGGGAGGGCGGCAGUGGACCCCCCCAUUGACCCUCUUACCAAAGACUUGAGCGACAGCAAAGACAAGCCCUCUGCAGCAAAGAUGCCCCAGUCCAUGUCCAGUGGACGCCUCCUGAGGGACAGGUCUCAGUCCAGCUUCUCGGUGUCCUAUAAGAACCUGAAGAAGAGCCCGUCCCUCCACUCCCUCGACAACAUCUCCAUCGACAGCUGCCUGCUGGAGGACUGCGAUACCUACAGCCUCCUGGAGAGAGAUGGCGCUGGGGACGACCUUUCCAUGUCCGGAUUCAAGGACGUGCAGAGUGACCAAAGCGGAGCGGAGAGCGCCAACGAGGCUUUAGGGCCCAACGCCGACGGAGGCGCGUCGCCUGACACCGUGAGCGCCACCUCCCAGAGCAUCGACGAGCCCACCAAGGACCUGGUGUCGGUGCUGGUUCUGAAGGUCCACUCCGUGUGUGGAGCGCUGGAGGUCCAGGGAGACAGCACCGCCGUGUCGCUGGAGGUUGGUCAGGUGGUGCCUACCCAGCUGGGAAACGUCAGCGUUCGGCAGUACCUCAGCAACCGCAGCCUGGGCGCCGCCCCCGGCGUGAGCGCGGUGGACAGGAAGUCGCGUCCGGAGGUGCAGGUGCGGCUGGAGAGCGGGCCCCGGGCGGCGGCUCGCUCCCCGCUGGCGGCGCACAGCGGCUUCCUGCAGUGCCAGCUGCAGGGCUUCCGCUCCGACUUCCUCAUGUCCUCCCUGCGCAACCUGGGCCACUUCCUGCAGGACGACUCCGCCUCCCACAUCCUGCCCAUGAAGAUCGACGUCAGCGACAUGCACGUCAACCUGAAGGACGAUGCUCCCCGUGACAACCCUUCGGAUCCGGAGCCGACGCCCAUCACCCUGCACAUCGAUAACUUGGUAAUCUACCGACAGGAUGAUGGGUCCUUCUCUAUAGGAGUGGCCCAAACUCCUGCAGCAGUGCCUGACAAUCAGGUGGAGAAGGACAAGGCGAACUUGGCUCCUGACGUCCCCAGGGUGGCUCCGGACGCCCCCCGGGGGGUGAGCUGCGCGUCGCAGACGACGCAGACCACCCCACAGCCGCUUACCAGCCACGCCCCAUCCCCCAAAGAGAAGCUGCUUGUGGAGGAGAACGAGUGUCUGAAACUGGAGCUCUCCAGAGCCAAGAUGGCGCUGGCGGAGGCCCAGAUGGAGAAGGACUCGCUGGUGCACCGAAUGAAGAGCCUGAAACUGACCCCCGGGGGCAGCAACUGAACGCCAGGAGGCUGUAAUCUGAGCACCGGGGGCGGCUAAAAGUGAUGAGCCAGGCCGGUCUCCUCAUCUGGACGCCGCAGUCCAGGGAGACCAGGAGCCCUGGAGCAAACUGAGAAACUGAGAAUCCGCUGCAGUCUUGCCCUGGUGCAGCUCUUAUUCUUUUACAACAUGGGCUCUCUGAAACAGGACCUGUCUACAGCGGCAGUGACAUGUUUCAUUGAGUCAUACAUUCACUUAUUCAUACAUAAAUACAUACAUACAUACACAUACACAACCACACACCCUUUUUCAGUUUGAAUACAUCUGUGUGCUGCUGCUGCCUAGUGGUGUGGAAGGUGCAGGAUUUGCACCCGGGACCCUUGGGGAGGGAAGGAGGGAGGGCGGGGGGCA
Messenger RNA from Anguilla anguilla (European eel), 5098 nucleotides. RefSeq names its product UHRF1 binding protein 1-like (gene bltp3b). NCBI's taxonomy places the organism in Eukaryota, Metazoa, Chordata, Actinopteri, Anguilliformes, Anguillidae. The record is from RefSeq and is a predicted model, not a curated record. The transcript is spliced from 23 exons. Bases 260 to 4708 code for a protein of 1482 amino acids.